This is a messenger RNA of Xiphophorus hellerii (green swordtail), 1544 nucleotides long. Its product is annotated as homeobox protein six1b. NCBI's taxonomy places the organism in Eukaryota, Metazoa, Chordata, Actinopteri, Cyprinodontiformes, Poeciliidae. The transcript has 2 exons. The record is from RefSeq and is a predicted model, not a curated record. Gene Ontology annotation, molecular function: DNA-binding transcription factor activity, RNA polymerase II-specific; RNA polymerase II cis-regulatory region sequence-specific DNA binding. Gene Ontology annotation, cellular component: transcription regulator complex; nucleus. Bases 299 to 1153 code for a protein of 284 amino acids. Gene Ontology annotation, biological process: skeletal muscle fiber development; regulation of transcription by RNA polymerase II; regulation of skeletal muscle cell proliferation.
GCCUCUGGGGAGGAAACGGAGCUGCAAACUCAGUCCUGCUCUGCUGUACAGGGUGCAGGGCAGAGGGAGAGCCAAUCAUCAAGACGCACAGGCUCCCUUUAAGCCUGACAUAUCUCCAACAGGAACAAAUUGUCCCAACAAUCAACAUCCCAAUCUGCUGCGCGCAUCAGGGGUUGCGGAGGAGCGGAUUGCCCGCACAGAUCUGCGCAGCGUGGACGGGACUGCGGUGGAUUUAAGAAACUUCGGGACGAUCUGAAAUCGCUUUGGAUUCCAGGGGUUUUCGGUGGAGGAGCUUAUCAUGUCGAUAUUACCGUCCUUCGGGUUUACGCAGGAGCAAGUGGCGUGCGUCUGCGAGGUGCUGCAGCAAGGAGGAAACCUGGAGAGGCUCGGCCGCUUCCUGUGGUCUCUGCCCGCCUGCGAUCACCUCCACAAGAACGAGAGCGUCCUGAAAGCCAAGGCGGUGGUGGCGUUUCACCGCGGGAACUUUAGAGAGCUUUACAAAAUCCUGGAGAGCCACCAGUUCUCUCCGCACAACCACCCGAAGCUGCAGCAGCUCUGGCUCAAGGCGCACUACGUGGAGGCGGAGAAGCUGCGCGGCCGGCCGCUCGGAGCCGUGGGGAAGUACCGGGUCCGGAGGAAAUUCCCGCUGCCGCGCACGAUCUGGGACGGCGAGGAGACCAGCUACUGCUUCAAGGAGAAGUCCAGGGGAGUCCUGCGGGAGUGGUACACGCACAACCCGUACCCGUCCCCGAGGGAAAAGAGGGAGCUGGCAGAGGCCACGGGACUGACCACCACGCAGGUCAGCAACUGGUUCAAAAACAGACGGCAGAGGGACAGAGCCGCCGAGGCCAAGGAGAGAGAGAACAGCGAGAAUAGCAACGCAGGCGGCAACAAACAGAACCAGCUGUCCCCUCUGGACGGAGGAAAGUCUCUCAUGUCCAGCUCGGAGGACGAGUUUUCUCCGCCCCAGAGCCCCGACCAGAACUCUGCGCUUUUGCUCCAGGGCAACAUGAGCCACCCCGGGGCCUCCGCUUACCCCAUGUCCGGGCUGGGGGCCCCACAGCCGGUGCACGGCAUGCACGGACACCCGCACCAGCUGCAGGACUCCUUGUUGGGACCUCUAACCUCCAGUCUUGUGGAUUUGGGCUCUUAAAGAGCCCGCCAUGAUAAAACCAGAAAAACCAAAACAACCGAAGAGGAAGAACUGACGCGUGGAUCAGAUUGAAGACAUGUAUGAAAAAAAUAACACUAUAGUAGCCUACCUUAUAAUAUAGACUGACUGUCUGUCGUUAAAUUUUGGUUAGAGCAAAACUCCUUAAUGCGCUUAUUCUUCAUCCGCUGAAUGGAUGUUUUAUUUUUUGUUUUUCCUGAAAACUCCCUCUUAACUCAAGAAACACUUAACAGGAUCAACCACCUGCUUAAUUUAUGAUAUUUUGUUAAAACAACAAAAACAAUUAUAGCAACUUCUUGCGAUGGAAACUAGGAGGAGUCGUUUUCAUUAGAGCCAUGGUAAUUAGUUUCCAAUAAAACAAAAUUAAUGCAUC